Molecule: messenger RNA, 1431 nt
Organism: Enterobius vermicularis (human pinworm)
Lineage: Eukaryota; Metazoa; Nematoda; Chromadorea; Rhabditida; Oxyuridae
Source: the annotation of a GenBank genome assembly
AUGAAACUUCUUGUUUCUUUGGCUAGCAUGCUCGCUGCGGUAGCAGCUUUCCAGAUUGAGGUUGAGCCACUUGUCUUUCUGAUGGCCGCUUGUAAUUCAGCUAGACAAACAGUAACACCGCAGCUAAUGCAAGAAAAAAUGGAAAGAACCUAUACAGCGCCAGAAAAUUUGACUGGAAAAAAUUUAAAGAAAUUUUAUAAUAAAAAAAUGGUUUACUGGGAUCAGUAUUACGAAUAUAUAAAUAUGCCUUUGUCAUGCAUUUUAGGAAUACUCUAUGGUGCUUACAGUGAUUAUAUGGGCCGAAAGCUGCCGCUUCUAAUAGGGAUGGCUAGCGUUGCGGUGGAUACAGCAUUUCAUAUGCUUGUCUUAGGCCCAUCGGUAGAUCUUUCGCUGUAUUUUUUGCUUGUCGAUGCUUUUUUCACAGCAUUUAUGGGUAAUUUUAGUUUAUUUAUGAGCGCCUGUAAUGCCUAUAUGGCUGAUACAUUUCCAGUCAAGAAAACGCUUUCUAAACGAAUGGUAAUUGUAUCAGUUUCAUUCAGUGCCGGUGCUCUUUCUGGUUCUUCGCUUACAAGGGCUGUGGUCAAACAUUUAAGUCCUAUAAAAGUAAUGUUGAUUUCUCAAUGUUGCGUUUCUCUUGCCGUUUUGUAUGCGUUAGCAGUUAUCAAAGUGAAAGAACCGGGCAAGAAAUCGUUGCUAACUGAUCAGGGCGAGGAACAUCCAGAAAUAAGGCAACAAAAAAAAUUCAUAUCUCCUCUUCAUGUAUUCAAAAAUUCUAUAAAAUCUUUUGCGGACUCAGUAAAGAUUUUCUUGGUACCACGUGAAGGUCAUCGUCGAUGCUUCUUAUAUCUGACUAUUCUGGUUGCCUUUUUAGACCAGUUUGUAUUUGGGGAGGAAAAAUCUCUGAUUGGCACUUAUACUCGACUACCACCAUUUAAUUGGAAAACCGAAGACUAUGCUUUAUAUAAAACGAUCCGGUCGAUUAACCGUAAAUAUUUUUCUAAAAUCUUUUGGAUGUUCUUUGGUCUUCUUGUCUUCAAGCAGUUCCUAAAAUUGACUGAUACAAUGAUCAUCGUGCUAAGCAUUCUCUCAAUGGGAUUAUGUGGUUUGGUUGUUGGUCUUGCCCAAAAAUCUUGGCAAAUCUACGUGUCAAUACCAAUUGGAGGUCUUCAUGGACUACUGAAUCCGUUGACGCUGACAUUCAUAUCGUGUCUUGUAAAUGCUGACGAAGUCGGUAAGGCAUUUGCGGUCAAUUCAAUAGGUGGAAAGUUAGCCGGCAUUGCUCAAAAUGCAAUACUGAAUAAUAUCUAUACCGCAACAAUAGUCUGGUGGCAGGGAUUCGUCUGGGUUCUAAUGGCUGGGAUUAGUGUUGUUGCUGCUCUGAUCAUCCUGGUUAUUCAUUUUGUUGCUAAACGUGAGAAGAUUGGAGCCUGA